UAAAUUACGCUUGCGAUUUACGCAGCAGUAUUUGGUGAGAGACUCGGAAUAGAGCGUCAUACAUUUCGGUCAAUUUAGACAGUUCUAAAAGGAUUUUGAUUUAGUUAAGCAUCCUAGGGCCAAAAUAUUAGGGUUUUGUGGAUUUUUCUAUGUCUCCGAUUUGGAACGAUAUUUUUUCGAACCCAUUAUGGGCUGUAUCGACGGUGAUUUUGGGGCUUAUAGUGCGGUCACAGAGGAGAGGAUCGUGGGACCCGCGUGCUUGUCCAGUGCAACUGAAAGGGAAGACGGCUAUUGUCACUGGCGCUAACACAGGUAUAGGGAAGUUCAUCGCCUUGGACUUUGCACGGCGUGGGGCAAGGGUCAUCUUGGCAUGCCGGAACGAGGCACGUGGAACAGUCGCACGGGAUGACAUCCGGAAGCUCAGCGGAAACGGCAAUGUUCACUUGCGCCUGGUGGACACGUCAUGUCUGGACUCAGUGAGGAUGUUUGCGGAGGGAGUCCUCCAGGAGGAGAAAGACCUCCACAUUCUGGUCAACAAUGCAGGGGUCUCAGGCUUGCCCAAAGCAAUCACGAAAGAUGGCCUUGAAGCGUCUUUUGCCACCAACCAUGUGGGCCCCUUCCUCCUCACCAAUCUUCUUCUAGACAUUAUGAAGCGCUCGGCCCCAGCGCGCAUUGUCAACGUGGCAUCAGUGAACCACUGGAGAGGCAAGGUGGACUUCUCCCACUUUCACGGCGACAACCUCACCUACUUUAUGGACAGCGUGUACAACCACACCAAACUGCACAAUGUUCUGUGGACCAAUGAGCUUGCACGUAGGCUGCAAGGCAGUGGGGUGGCAGCCAACUCCCUUCACCCUGGUGUGAUUAUGACAGAGGUGAUGAGACAUUAUAACGUCCUGGUCCGAAUACUCUUCAACCUCAUUGGAAUCUUUUUUUUCAAGUCCUCUGAGGAGGGUGCAGUCAGUACCAUCUACUGUGCCGUCGCUGAGGAAACGGAGGGCAUCACCGGAAAAUACUUUGACAGUGAUUGCUCUCUGGUACUCCCUGCUCCCUUAGCCAGAGACUCAGCCCUUGCUGCAAAGGCCUUCGAGUACUGCGAGAGAUUGACAUCCAAACUCUGAUCGAAACGACCAUUAAAUCUAGCUACCAAAGUUAGCAUUCAAUUUUCUAAUAGUUUAAGAUUGAAAUUUUACUUGGGAAGCCCAUGUAUGUGUAUAAUACCAUUUUUUUUGAGUAUUUGAAGAGCAAAUUACUUUAUUGUGUCAAUAUACCAAAACUUUUGUUUUUCUUUGUUUCGUUUCAUUUUGAAUACUUGCUAUUUGAAUUUGAUCAUCUGGGCAUAGGGAUAGAACUUCUUAAUAACUACAGACGGUAGCUUAACUAUAAUUAAGAUUCUGUUUUGAAAUUGCAGUAAAUAUCAGUUGGAACAUGUCUCCCUGAGAUUCUGGUUGAGCCAUAUUUUUAUUUUUUUAUGCAUUAAGUUUUAUGCAUAUUUACAUAAAUGUUAUAUACCUGUGGCAAAUGUGUAACGUGUUGUAUAUCGUUAAACAUAUCCUCAUGAUACAUGUUCCUAUUGCUUAGUGACAAUUGAUGGUGAAAUAUACCAAAUAUUAUUUUAAUUAAAGAUAUCUGCAUCAUC
This is a messenger RNA of Osmerus eperlanus (European smelt), 1639 nucleotides long. RefSeq lists its product as uncharacterized. The record is from RefSeq and is a predicted model, not a curated record. Lineage: Eukaryota; Metazoa; Chordata; Actinopteri; Osmeriformes; Osmeridae. The transcript has 6 exons. Bases 150 to 1121 code for a protein of 323 amino acids.